CACUCACUUCCGGCCGGCGCCUUGACGUCAUCAGGCAGAGCCGAAAGUGCCCUCGCGCUGCCUAGGAGACAGGACGCGGGGGCCUGCCGCUGACAGGGCACCACCGGCCGCGCCCACUCGGUCGUCAUGGAGCUGCCCCCAGGGCCGCGCGACCAUCCCAACGCCUGGGACGAUGACUCGGACCCGGAGCCGGAGCCUGACCCAGACGCGCAGGCCGAGGCUUACGUGGCCCGCGUGCUCAGCCCACCGAAACUCGGACUGGCGCCCCCGCUCGCCCCUCCGCUGUCCGCGUCCGCCCGGUCUCCCGGCGCCCUGGAGCCUCGGGCCGCGCCCAAGAUCCGAGCCGUGGGGGUCCCGGGCCUGCUGAGCCUGCCCCCGGAGCUGCAGCUCGAGAUUUGCGCCUACCUGGACGCGCGCCUCGUGCUCCACAUCCUGCCGCGCGUGUGCCACGCGCUGCGCGACCUUGUGCGUGACCAUGUCACCUGGAGGCUCCGCGCGCAGCGCCGCGUACGCGCACCCUAUCCAGUGGUGGAAGAGGAGGACUUUGACUGGCCGGCGGCCUGCAUUGAGCUGGAGCAGCACCUGUCACGCUGGGCGGAGGAUGGGCGCUGGGCCGAGUACUUCUGCCUGGCUGAUGGGCACUUUGCUUCCAUUGACUCAGUGCUGCUGUUCCAGGGUGGGACAUUCUGUCUGUCGGGCUCCCGAGACCGCAAUGUCAACCUGUGGGACCUGCGGCAGCUUGGGGUGGAACCCAGCCGGGUUCUGGUCAAGGCCCUUGGCACCCAGAGCAGCACCCACAAGGGUUGGGUGUGGUCGCUGGCAGCGCUGGACCACCGAGUGUGCUCCGGUUCCUGGGACAGCACGGUGAAGCUCUGGGACAUGGCAGCCGACGGGCAGCAGUUUGGCGAGAUAAAGGGCAAGGCAGCUGUGCUGUGCCUUUCCUACCAGCCGGACAUCCUGGUGACCGGCACCUAUGACAAGAAGGUGACAGUCUACGACCCCAGAGUCGGCCCGGCCCUGCUGAAGAGCCGGCGGCUGCACUCCAGCGCGGUGCUGGCGUUGCUGGCCGAUGACCGGCACAUCAUCUCGGGCAGUGAGGACCACACGCUCGUUGUGUUCGACCGCCGGGCCAACAGCGUCCUGCAGCGGCUUCAGCUGGACUCCUACCUGCUCUGCAUGUCCUACCAAGAGCCCCAGCUCUGGGCUGGUGACAACCAGGGUCUGCUGCACGUCUUCGCCAACCGGGACGGCUGCUUCCAACUUGUCCGGUCCUUCGAUGUGGGCCACAGGUCUCAGAUCACAGGGAUCAAACACUCGCUGGGGGCCUUGUACACCACGUCCACUGACAAGACCAUCCGGGUACACGUGCCCACAGACCCACCACGGACCAUCUGCACCCGAAGCCACGACAACGUGCUGAAUGGGAUCUGUGCUGAGGGCAACCUGGUGGUGGCCGCCUCUGGGGGCCUGUCGCUGGAAGUCUGGAGGCUCCAGGCCUGAGCAGGCAGACGUGGAUAUGGAUGUGGAUCUGCUGGCCGCAGGCUGGGUCAAGGCCUCUGUUCUCGGGGCGGGAGGGGCCCUCCCCUUUUCUGGUGCUGCCCUGGGCUCAGGCCUGGGGCACAAGGACUCCAGGCCACCGUUGGGCAGGGUCCCUGGUCUGUGCUCCACGUUCCAGCCCACCCUCAGGUCCUGUUUACGAUUGGACGCCUGCUUUCCCUUGAGAGCGAAGGGGAAAUAAACCUGAUGUACUGGU
Myotis lucifugus (little brown bat) is the source of this 1753-nucleotide messenger RNA. It is a transcript of the gene FBXW9, whose product is annotated as F-box and WD repeat domain containing 9. Gene Ontology annotation, molecular function: protein binding. The record is from RefSeq and is a predicted model, not a curated record. Gene Ontology annotation, cellular component: preribosome, large subunit precursor. NCBI's taxonomy places the organism in Eukaryota, Metazoa, Chordata, Mammalia, Chiroptera, Vespertilionidae.